AUGCAAUUUCCACGGUAUAACCCAGGCCGAAGAUCUGCUAAUCAGGGGAAGGGACUAUUUUUCCUUCUUGCAUCUAUUAUCGUUUUACUGAUACCCUGUCAUGCAGUACUUGUGCCUUGGCUAGAUAGUGACCCUUUUGAAGAAGCGUUCGUAGAAAUGAAAGAUGGUCCAUGGGGUACGGACAUAGUUUCAAACAUGCUUCCAUUACAUCCCUCUGAAGUUACUGAGGAUAAUAAAAGUUUAAAAUAUAAAGGCAGUGUACCGCAAUAUGUUAUUGAUAAUAGCCCUCUGCUCCAUUUGUAUAGUGAAGAAAAAUAUUGGCCCGCUGAUGUUAAGGAUUUUGUAAAGAGAUUUCAGUUGCGAGAUCACAGUGGGGAACAUAUUAUUAAGGAAAGCCUUCGUGAUUUAAGUGAUUUGCGGGAGCAUUAUCUUGUAGAAUUAGAGAAUUCGACGUGGGUCCGCAUAUCUAGUGAAGAUUCAUAUAUGACAAGUUUGGACGAUUUUGAUAAAGACCCAGACUGGCUGUUGGGUGAACAACCAGAAUAUGGUACGGGCCAUAUCAAGAAGGCACCAGCGGUUCUUUUUGUUGUUGAUAAGGGGAAUGGUUGGGUAGAUGCAUUCUGGUUUUAUUUCUAUCCAUUUAAUUGGGGGCCGUACAUUAUGGGUUCUGGACCAUGGGGAAAUCAUGUAGGAGACUGGGAACAUUCUUUAGUACGAUUCUAUAAAGGGGAACCGCAAUUUCUUUGGAUGAGUGCCCAUGGAGGCGGUACUGCUUAUAAGUUCGAAGCCAUUGAGAAAAUCAAAAGGCUUCGCCGUAUAGAUGGGAAAUUGACAAAUGAAGUCAUCAAGAAGCCUUUGAUUUUCAGCGCAAGAGGAACGCAUGCACAUUAUGCAUCUGUCGGUCAGCACUCGCAUGAUGUUCCAUUCUUCUUUAUGCCAUUGAGUGAUUUUACUGAUAGAGGUCCAUUAUGGGAUCCUUCUUUAAAUUUUUAUGCCUAUACCAUCACUGUUGGGGAAACAAUGACACCAUGUGGUGCUGAAGAAGCUAAAAUGGGACUAGAUUGGCUGUCAUUCAAGGGCGCUUGGGGUGAUAAACAAUUAAAAUCAUGGGACCCAAGGCAAAAAUGGUGCCCUUUUCAAUGGAAAUAUAUUGAUGGGCCAAGAGGCCCACUAUUCAAGAACAUGGCAAGAGUUUCUCUCUGCCAAAGAUUUAAAUGGUGGAAUUUUUGGAAGGGAUGUCCCGCAAGAAGGUAUAUAAAAAAAGGCGAAGGUUUAGAUGCGGAGAAGAAUGAUCUCGUGGGUGACAAUUGUGGUAUUUUGCUAUACAACAUAAGGCCAAAAUGGCUGCGUAGCAUACUCCGCUUUUUCACAUGGAGAGGAAGCUUAUGCUUCAUCAUGGAUUAUUUUACAGGGUGA
Saccharomyces kudriavzevii IFO 1802 is the source of this 1416-nucleotide messenger RNA. RefSeq names its product Vps62p (gene VPS62). The record is from RefSeq and is a predicted model, not a curated record. The coding region runs from base 1 to 1416 and encodes 471 amino acids. The transcript has a single exon. NCBI's taxonomy places the organism in Eukaryota, Fungi, Ascomycota, Saccharomycetes, Saccharomycetales, Saccharomycetaceae.